AGGCAGGUGAAUUGCUGCUCCUCCUUUCUCUCAGUGUGAAGCGAAGACACUCACCGGAGCGGCGAAAUGAGACCUGGUGGGAUUAAAUUAGCACUUCUCCUCCUGUUGGCCGGCAGCACGGCUCUGUGUUACCUGUUCUCUAUGAAGUUCUCCAUCAAAAGCGAAGUCCCCAUCCACUCGGAGAGGCCGCAGAGGCCACUCAAGAAUGACUCCAUCAGGAGUUGGGGGAUGCUCGAGAGGAUGGAGAGGAUGGAGGCAGACAUCAACAGGCUGUUGACCCUGGUGAGUAAAUUUGAAGAGAGCAAACCGGUGGCAGAGAAGACAACACAGGUGAAGAUGGAGAAGAAGGGGUCGGUGAGGAAACUUUACCCCAACUCGCCUCUGUUCAAAAAGUGGGGUGACGAGCUGUCGGAGGAGGAGCAGAAGGAGGCUGAGGAGUUGUUUCAGAGUUACGGCUACAACGCCUUCCUCAGUGACCGGCUGCAACCCAACAGACCAAUCCCGGACACCAGACCCAAAGGGUGUACUGAGAAAAAAUACCCAGAGGAUCUUCCCAGCGUCAGUGUUAUCUUAAUCUACCUGAACGAGGCUCUCUCCAUCAUUAAAAGGGCGAUCCGCAGCAUCAUAGACAAGACACCAGCUCGGCUGCUAAAAGAAAUCAUACUGGUGGACGAUCACAGCAGCAACGAGGAUUUAAUGGGCAAACUGGAUGAAUACAUCAUCUCCAUCCAUGAGGUACGUCCAGGCCUGGUGAAGAGAGUCCGGCAUUCACAGCAGCUCGGACUCACCCAGGCAAGACUGUCUGGGUGGGAGGCUGCUGUCGGGGACGUGGUGGCCAUCUUGGAUGCUCACAUUGAAGUCCAUGUGCAGUGGGUAGAGCCACUGUUAGCUCGCAUUAAGGAGGAUCGAACUGUCAUACUGACACCAGUGUUUGACAAUGUCCAAUUUGAUGACUUGAUACUGAGUCUAUACGGAACAUCUGCACAGGGCUUUGACUGGGCUCUGUGGUGCCUGUAUGAAUCCUUCAGACCUGAGUGGUACGCUCUGAACGACGAGUCACAACCUGGAAAGAGCCCCUCUAUCAUGGGGAUGCUUGUAGCUGAUCGCAAGUUCUUUGGAGAAAUCGGGAGCCUCGAUGGUGGAAUGAAAAUAUACGGUGGGGAAAAUGUGGAGCUGGGCAUCCGGGUGUGGCUCUGUGGUGGAAGCAUCGAAGUUAUACCUUGCUCUAAAAUCGCUCACAUUGAACGGUAUCACAAGCCUUACCUUCCUGACUUAAGUUCAAUGGUAAAACGAAAUGCACUGAGGGUUGCGGAGGUGUGGAUGGAUGAUUAUAAAAAUAAUGUAAACCUUUUCUGGAACCUUCCCCUUGAGAACCAUGGGAUAGAUAUUGGGGAUGUGUCAGAGAGGAAAAAGCUGAGAGAGAAACUGAAUUGCAAGCCCUUUAAAUGGUAUCUGGAUCAUGUUUACCCCAUGUUGGAUAAUUUCAGUGACGUGCUAGCUUAUGGAGUGCUAAAAAAUGAAUUGAAGCCAGAUCUCUGUGUCGACCAAGGUCAGAUGCCAGGAAACAAACCCAUUUUUUACUCAUGCAAUUACGCCUCCCCUCAGCUCUGUUGCUAUCGUGCUGAUGGAAAAGUCUUCAUUGGUGAACUCAAAUCUCACACGUACGAUAGCAACCGCUGUCUGGUGGAUCCAUCCAACGGCCUCUACCCGGGACUAUAUGAGUGCGAAACAGCUCGGGUGGAGAAUUUCAACAUGCUGUGGGACUUCAAACAGGGUGGACAAAUCCGGAACAGAAAAACAAACAGAUGUAUUGAAGCUGCGAUAGAUGAAGACGGCUUGUACAAACUUGUUGUUCAGAACUGCACUGGUCAGAGCUGGACCAUACAACACCUAGUCACAGAAACCUGGAAGGUUGGAGGGCAGAAAGACCAGAAAAGUCCUGAGCCAAAGAUCAACAAUGACUCCUUGUCUUAGGGACGGUUUCAGUAUUCUGCUCUGGACGACUUGAGACUUAUAGGAGAGACAUUGUGCGCUGGAUCCCUGCAAUUACAUUUUUUAUUUUUAACUUGAUUUUUUUUGAUGAAUGUUACCAAUGUUGUGGCGUUCUGUAAUGAUUAUAGUUUUUGUUCUGAAUUCAAAAAGUCCUUCAUGAAUACUCAGAUGAAGGUUCAGGAUUUGUCUGUAAUUCAUCAGGAGGUUCAACUCGUUGUUCUAUUGUCCUCAUCAGUAUAUCCUCUCCAACGAUGUCAUUUGUUUUUAACUCUCUCGUGCAUGUUUCUCCAAGGAUCCAGUGAAGAGUUCAAAUAAAGUCUGCCGGUUGCCUCUA
This is a messenger RNA of Labrus bergylta (ballan wrasse), 2326 nucleotides long. RefSeq names its product probable polypeptide N-acetylgalactosaminyltransferase 8. Gene Ontology annotation, molecular function: polypeptide N-acetylgalactosaminyltransferase activity. The record is from RefSeq and is a predicted model, not a curated record. Gene Ontology annotation, biological process: protein O-linked glycosylation. Lineage: Eukaryota; Metazoa; Chordata; Actinopteri; Labriformes; Labridae. Gene Ontology annotation, cellular component: Golgi apparatus.